GGCUCUCGUGCAGUCUGUGGCGGGAGAUUCCAGCAUGGCCGUGCAACCAAAACAGAACUUGUCCAUGGACAGCGCGUCCGAAACCGGGUUUAUCAACUUUUUUUUUUCUAUGCCCGAAACGGACACUACGGUGAGGAUAUUUGAUCGCAACGAUUACUACACCGUGCACGGAAAAGAUGCUGGAUUUGCGGCAAAGGAAGUCUUCAAGACGAAUAGCGUUAUUAAAAUGCUCGGUGCAGGCAGCAGGAGGCUGGAGAGUGUGGUGCUCAGUAAGAUGAACUUUGAGGCGUUUGUGAGAGACCUGCUGCUGGUCAGGCAGUACCGUGUGGAAGUGUACAGGAAUAAAGCUGGAAGUAAAAGCAGCAAAGAUCAUGACUGGCAAAUAGCCUACAAGGCCUCUCCAGGAAACCUGACCCAGUUUGAGGAGGUUCUUUUUGGUAGUGGUGGAGGUAUAGGGGAAGGGGCUGCUGGAGUUGUGGGGAUCCGGCUUGGAACAGGAAGUGAUGGACAGCGUGUCGUGGGCGUUGGAUAUGUUGAUAGCAUACUCCGAAAGCUCGGCGUCUGCGAGUUUCCAGAUAAUGACCAGUUCUCUAAUCUGGAAGCUCUCCUGGUGCAGAUUGGCCCUAAAGAGUGUGUGCUUCCUGCUGGAGAUACAGCAGGAGAUCUGGGUAAACUAAGACAGGUGGUGCAGCGUGGAGGUAUUCUGCUCUCAGACAGGAAGAAGGCAGAGUUUGCAACCAAAGAUAUAGUUCAGGAUCUUAACCGUUUACUGAAGGCUUGCAAGGGGGAGACGGUGUCUAGUGCUGCACUCCCAGAGAUGGAGAAACAGAUUGCCAUGUCUUGUUUGGCUGCUGCCAUAAAGUAUCUGGAGCUCCUUUCUGAUGAGGCCAACUUCAGUUCUUUCAAAAUGACCACAUUUGACCUCAGCCAGUACAUGCGUCUCGACAACGCGGCUGUGCAGGCGCUUAAUCUCUUCCAGGCUUCCUCUGAUGAUCAAACAGGUACACACUCCCUGGCAGGACUUUUGAACAAGUGUCGAACACCUCAGGGCCAACGCCUGGUCAACCAGUGGCUUAAACAACCUCUGAUGGACAAAAACAAGAUAGAGGAAAGGCUAGACCUUGUGGAGAGCUUCGUGGAGGACUCGGAGCUGAGGCAGAGCUGCCAGGAGGACCUGCUGCGUCGGUUUCCUGACCUGAAUCGCCUGGCUAAAAAAUUCCAGCGGCAAAACGCCAACCUGCAGGACUGUUAUCGUGUGUACCAGGCUGUGGCUCAACUUCCAGCACUGGUGCUGGCCCUAGAGAGGCAUGGUGGCAAACAUCAGGUCCUGCUGAAUGCAGCAUUUAUUACACCCAUCAAUGACCUUGUCUCCGAUUUCAACAAGUUUCAGGAGAUGAUUGAAACGACACUGGACAUGAACCAGAUUGAGCACCAUGAAUUUCUGGUAAAGCCCUCCUUUGACCCCACACUGAGUGAACUAAGGGAAAGCAUGGACCAGCUGGAGAAAAGCAUGCAGGCAACUCUAAAAAGUUCAGCCCGAGAGCUUAGUUUGGAUGCAGGCAAGACGAUUAAGCUAGAAUCGAAUGCUCAGAUUGGAUACUUUUUUCGUGUCACCUGCAAAGAGGAGAAAACUCUGCGCAACAAUAAGAAAUUUACAACCUUGGAUGUGCAGAAAAAUGGAGUCCGCUUUACCAACAGUAAGCUGAGCUCUUUGAAUGAGGAGUACACCAAAAGCAGACAAGAGUACGAGGAGGCCCAGAAUGCCAUUGUAAAAGAGAUAAUCAGCAUUGCUGCUGGCUAUGUCGACCCUCUGCAGACACUAAAUGACAUUAUAGCACAGCUAGAUGCAGUGGUAAGCUUUGCAGUCGUAUCCCAUGCUGCCCCUGUUCCCUAUGUGAGGCCUAUGAUACUGGAGAAAGGUACCGGCAGGUUGGUCCUGAAGGGAGCACGUCAUCCUUGUGUGGAAGCCCAAGACGAUGUGGCCUUCAUACCUAAUGAUGUGACUUUCGCUAAAGGAAAGGAGAUGUUCCACAUCAUUACAGGUCCAAACAUGGGUGGGAAAUCGACCUACAUUCGUCAGGUGGGUGUGAUCGUGCUGAUGGCGCAGGUUGGCUGCUUUGUGCCAUGUGAUGAAGCGGAGAUCAGUGUGGUAGACAGUGUGCUGGCUCGUGUUGGUGCGGGGGACAGCCAAAUUAAAGGCGUCUCCACGUUUAUGGCUGAGAUGCUCGAGACAGCCGCUAUCUUACGUUCUGCCACCGAGAGCUCUCUGAUCAUCAUUGAUGAAUUAGGACGAGGGACUUCUACAUACGAUGGUUUCGGCUUGGCUUGGGCCAUCUCUGAGUACAUUGCCACACGCCUAAAAUCCUUCUGCCUGUUUGCCACUCACUUCCAUGAGCUGACCGCUUUAGCACAGCAAGUGUCUACCGUGAACAACCUCCAUGUCACUGCCCUGACUACAGACAACACUCUCACAAUGCUGUACAGGGUAAAAACAGGUGUGUGUGACCAGAGCUUUGGGAUUCACGUGGCUGAGCUGGCAAACUUCCCCAAACAUGUCAUUGCUAAUGCUCGAGAAAAGGCUUUGGAGCUUGAGGAGUUUCAGGAUGUCUCCGGAGGUGACGAGGAUGCUGGACCUGAAGCUAAAAAGAGACGCUUGGAGAGAAAGGAUGGUGAGAAGAUCAUUGAGGAUUUCCUGAGAAAGGUGAAGACUCUGCCGGUCCAGGACAUGACUGAUGAGGCUAUCAAAGCUGAGCUGCACAAACUGAAGGCUGAGGUUGUUGCCCAUAACAACACUUUUGUUAAUGAGAUUGUUCUCAUGCCGAGAAGAUGAGAUCUACAUAAUGAGGCUUAAUAUCAUGUCGAAUACAGUUCCCCUUCUACGUGUAUAAUACUAAGAGUAACCUUUAGCAUCACUUUUUAAGUUGUGUCCUUUUGUGUUUCAUUGUUCUUUCUAGUAAACAUAUACUGUAAUUUGUUUUUGUUAAAUCCUUGAAAUGGAGUUUCUCAAAUAUUUCUUUUUCUUUUUCUUUUUUUAUGUAAGGAAGCCUUUGGUUGUCUCAAAAGGUUUAGUUUAUGUUUAACCCCAACUGUGCUUCAAACGUGCUGCAUUGUAGAGAAAAAUAAAUCAAGGAAAUUUU
Silurus meridionalis is the source of this 3137-nucleotide messenger RNA. RefSeq names its product mutS homolog 2 (E. coli) (gene msh2). Lineage: Eukaryota; Metazoa; Chordata; Actinopteri; Siluriformes; Siluridae. Gene Ontology annotation, molecular function: ATP binding; mismatched DNA binding; ATP-dependent DNA damage sensor activity. Gene Ontology annotation, biological process: mitotic recombination; mismatch repair; somatic recombination of immunoglobulin genes involved in immune response. Gene Ontology annotation, cellular component: nucleus; MutSalpha complex. The record is from RefSeq and is a predicted model, not a curated record.